AUGAAGUCAACAUUACGAAUUGGGGAUUUUGGAGUUUUGUUGGCUACCUGCCUGCUGACGUUUACAGUUCUGGAAACUGUUCAGGCUCAACAAAGCUGCAGAAACCCAAACCAGAACAGGGGCACGUGUAUAUCUAUUUAUGAUUGCCCUAGUUUGUUCUCCGUGGUCCAGCAAAGCCUCCUGUCUUCCGAUGAUCGCAAUUUCCUUGUUAGUUCCAAAUGCAUCAAUGGAGUUGGUCGUCAACCGCAUGUAUGCUGUACAAAUGACAAGGUAUUCGGUAGUCGGUAUACUCGCAAUAGCGGUCCGCAUGGUCCGCAAGGUCAGGGAAACCUGCUGCCAUCGCCACCCAAUUGUGGACCAAAUUCUUUUAUGAAUAAGAUUUACAAUGGCAAUGAUACAGCUAUCGAUGAGUUCGUCUGGAUGGCUCUUCUGGAAUAUGUAAAUCGUACUGGAAGUCGGGAAUUUAGCUGUGGCGGCAGCUUAAUCAACAAUCGCUAUGUUUUGACUGCUGCCCAUUGUGUGAUUGGUGAAAUUGUAGAGGAAGUGGGAAAUCUCACCACAGUUCGCUUGGGUGAGUACGAUACAAGCAAGGACUUGGAUUGCAUUGAUAACAAUUGCAACCAGCCAAUAAUUGAUAGGAGUAUUGAGGUGGCCAUUGUGCAUCCCGAGUAUGAUCCGCUCAGUAAGGAUCGCACCCACGACAUAGCUCUAUUGCGCCUUGAUCAUCCUGUCGUACUAAAUGAAUAUAUCCAGCCAGUGUGUCUCCCUUUGGUCAGCACCCGACAGGCCAUCAACACGGGAGAACUGUUGGUGGUCAGCGGAUGGGGACGUAUAACCACAGCCCGAAGGAGCACCAUCAAGCAAAAACUAAACGUGCCUGUAUUCGAUCAUGCCACCUGCCAGAAAAAGUUUGCCACAAAGAAAAUCAAACUGAUUGAAUCGCAGCUGUGCGCGGGCGGAGAAUACUACAAGGACAGCUGCGACGGAGACUCCGGCGGACCGCUAAUGCGAGAAGGCUUCAACAAUGCCUGGUACCAGGAGGGCGUGGUUUCGAUCGGACAUGCUUGCGGUCUGGAGGGAUGGCCAGCUGUUUACACCCGAGUCUCUGACUAUGUAGACUGGAUCCAGGAGACCAUUCGACCCUGAGGGAUACUACGCCGGCUACUGCGAAUCCAAUUGCCUCUUUUGUUCGAAUGAAGUUUUAAUUAAAGCCCAGUCGAAAGUGUUUUCCAGGACAGGAAA
Messenger RNA from Drosophila bipectinata, 1242 nucleotides. RefSeq names its product serine protease 7-like. The record is from RefSeq and is a predicted model, not a curated record. Gene Ontology annotation, molecular function: serine-type endopeptidase activity. Lineage: Eukaryota; Metazoa; Arthropoda; Insecta; Diptera; Drosophilidae. Gene Ontology annotation, biological process: proteolysis.